UUGUGUCGAUCACACCACAUUAAAUCACACACAAAAAUACAUUUUGAUGAAUGUACUAUAUAAUUCCUAUGCUCUUUCUCGGCUACCGAGUGAAGUGAACGGAAGAGCGAAAAGCCAACGAUAAAAAGGAAAAAUAGUGUGCAGUACACGUGCCGGGUGGAUUUUUGUCAUUUUUAUAAAUCAUUUUUUUUUGUUUUUAAACACGAACAGAAGAAGAAGAGGGAAAACCACACAGAUAUUUGUUAUAGUCUCUUCGACUGUUAAUCGGCGAAUAUUUGUAUUUAUUGAAUGACAAUUUUGAUUGAUUCAAAGCCGGAAUUAAGAAUGAACAUUGAUUCUAUCUAGAGAUAAAGCGAAAAUAUAAUAAACGGAAAAUUGCCACAUAGUGACAUAAAACGCAUUUGUGCAAUCGAAUCUGAGUUUCCGAAUGCGUUUUCGGCACACAUUGUUGUGUGUGGUGAGAAAAUCGAUUUUUGAAUCGUAAAACGCACGAUAGAACGAAUCGAAACAAAUUUUCGAAACAACGAACAAUAGACGAGAAAGAGACGAAAUUAAAAUAAAAAGAAACGUUUGUCAACAAGACCCGACAAUUGGUCAAGUGGAUAUUAUACUUACAGAGAGCAGAAAGUGUCGUGCGAAUGCACUUGAUUUGUGUCAAAACAUUGAGGUGGCUAGUGCGUAAUUUACAUUGAACAAAUCGGAAAUUAGAUCAAACUAAAAGAGAGCCAAAGAGAAUUAUUUGUGUAGUUUUUUUUUAAUUUUCAUUCGUUAAGUUUUUGUUGUCUUUUGUAUUUGAUUUUCACAUCGGCAAAAAAAAAAGAGAGAACUAAAUGCAUCUAUACACAACUAUGAGUGGUUAUGACUGAAAAGAUAAACUGUAUAUGACAAAACGAAUAAAACUAUGACUAUGUAAUGCACACACAUUGAGUGUAUGAAUCAAAUGUGUUUUGACUGCUCAUUCGCGAAUCGACAACGAUUGUAAAUAAGCUUGAUAAAUCGAACAUGUGAUUUUAGAAUCGGUGGGGUGCGCGUACAUUUUAAACGCAUUUUGUUUCUCCUUUGUUCAUUUAUGGUUUUUUUUUUGAUAUAGUUGCUGUCGCAAUUAUCAAUGGAGUUUUUCAAAGAAUAAACAAUUUGAGAAGUGAAUUUUAUAUUUUGACGCAAGAAAAUCUAUAUUAUUGCAUUUAUUGAUCCUGUUGCACAUAGAAUUUUGAUGAGCAUCAGUGCAAAAACUAUAAAAAAACGAUAUUUUACACAUAAAGAUAUAAAGAUACCAUAGCAAAACAUAAGAUUUAGAAUGUUGUUGUCAAAUCUAAUCGAAUACAUCGUUCAUUCACCAUUUACAUGUGCAUAGACUAUAGUAAAUUGUGUACAAAUGGACACGCGUCACAGAAAUCGGUCGAAAGACAUCGAGUGAUUUUUUUUCUUUUCGCUUUACGUAAAACCGAUAUUUUUUUUUAAAGAAGCAUACCAAAACUUAAACAAAAACAAAACAGCAAACCAAAAUACAUAAGUUAAGUGAGCCGAACCGAAUCAGAAAAGAUAUUAAAAAAAAUAUUAUGUGCACGCGUGUAUCUCUUGGUCUACAAUAUAUAAAUAAGUGAUUGUACAACAAACAAGAGUAAUCAUAAUUACUGGUAUCACCAAGCAGAAAAACGCGAAUAAAAUUUAUUUUAAACAGUAAUAUAUAAGGGAAAACGCGAAAAAAAUACAGUGGUAAAGAAGUGCUCUUGACGCAAAAUAUAACAGCACUUUAACACAACAGAAGCGAAACAUUUUUGACAACAAAACCGGUGCAUAAAGUGUCGAGAAAGGGAAAGAGAAACACAUUACAAUUGUUGAUAUAGAUAUCGAACGAAAGGCAUGUUUACAUGUUGAUUCGAGUUCGAUUUUUUUUCUCUGUUUCUCUUUUUUCACUCUCUCAUUUGCAUUAAACCGUGCUGCUCAAAAAAACAAAUAUUAUACAAUUUGACACAAAGUGAAAACAAUAAACUUAUUCAAAACGAAACAACACACACACAGAGAGAAAAAACCCACUAUACAUCGAAUGCGGAGAGAGCAAGAGAAAUUGGCUGCAGCUUCCAGAGUAAGCGAACGAACUUUUGUGUGUGCAUAAAUUAUUGUCACCCCGUUCAGCUGCCAAGGGACAUACAUUCUUAAGUUGCGACAAAGCAUCCGCAUUGAAACAUUUUUUUUUAUUUAUUUAUUUUCACGUGCGAGUGUCUAUGUCUUUAUCUCAGUGCGUUUUUUGAAAAUGUGUAUAUAUCGUGCCUUCUGUAUAUAGAAACAUCCAAAUCAGUGAAUCGAUCCGGUUUGCAUAAUUUGGGUGUAAUCAAUGUGUGCAAAUUCACCUCAGUGAAUCAAUUUAUUUAUCAAUUAACAUUGAACUGAAAACAAUAAGAAUAUUUUUUACAUAAGACAACCAAAAAUAAUAAAAUCACAUAAAUCCACUCAACUAUCAUUAGAGUACCGAGAUACGCCGAUUGUGAAACGAAUGAGUCAAAAACGUGAAUCGAUUUUGCACUGGAUUAAAUUGAUGAGAAAAUAAGAUAGAAGAAUAAAAACACUGAACAGAAUAUACUUCUACAUCUAUUUUACUGUGUAUUUGCGAUCCAAAACAAACAAGGACUUCAAACAACCCACAGACUAUUUGCAAAUGCGUUCGAAUGAGUUUUGAGUCUACCGAGCAAGAGACCUACUGAAUAUGAGUAAUAUCGCGCAAAGCAUGUGAGAGCCGCUAUUCAGUUUAGAACUGUCAGAGAAUAUAGACAAAAUAACAGACGAAGAAGAAAUUCGGAGAACGAACGAAAAAAUAAAACAGAAUUUUGAACGAGAAAUAGAUUUUCUCUGUGUAUGCAAGGCAUUAGACUGGUCUAUGUUUGCAAGAGUGUGGAAAUACAUAGAAAAGACAACGAACUUUAUCUCACUGACAACUGUUUUUUUUUUGCAUUUUAUUGUCGUUGUUGAGAAAGACAGAGAGACAGCGAGAGAUGAGCGCUUAGUUUGUCGUCUGUGUCGUAUCAUACACCGAAAAAAAUAUCGUGGUGAUACUUGUGUGCAACGAACGAUACACACACUCUGUAACUGUAAAAACUGUGUGUUCGCGUGCGCGCGCGCGCUCGACACUCUAAUCGUCCGUUGAAUCAAUCUAGUUUCGAUUUUGUUUUGUCAUCAGUUGUGUCACAUAUACACACAUUGGGCCCGUGCACUCACAUCGCUCACUCUUUUUGAAAAUUGAAAAAGACCGAAGAAGAACAAUCGUCGAUUUAUGUGAAUAUUCGCGUAAUAAAAAGUUUGUUGAUAUAUUUUUUUUUCGUUUCGAUCUGUUGUUGAAAGGAUUUUGAAUAAGUUUGCGUAGAAACGAUUAUUGUUUGGUGUUUAAUAACCAGGAAAAAAAGAACGAAGAAGAGUCAAACAGACAUUCGUGGAAAGGUGCCACUCGAAUCAAUAUACAUACAAGAUUUGUUCAUUCAUUUAUCAUUUCGAAAUAGUGAUAUGUGGUUUAAGAUGUGUUUAACAAUGUUUAAAAAAGUGAAAAUUAAAACGACAAGAUAAAAUAAAACCACCAACAAAUACAUUCAUGCAAAACAGUUUUUUUUUUUUGUUUCUUACAUCGAUAAUUUCGAGGAGAUCGUUUUUUGUUUUUCGUUUGGUUUGUGCUUCAUUUUGGUGGCGUUCACACGGAGAGUGACAAAGAGAGCGAAAGCGAAACUGCAACAUGUUAAUAAUGAACGCAAUCGAUUCGAAAAGGAUGCACAUUGCGAAUGGUAAAAGGUCAAUCGAUGCACUGAAUGUGAAUGAAACAAUUAGUGAAUAAGAAAUAUAGAGAAAAAAAGACCGCGUGAAUUACAAUUGCUGACAUAUAACUGUUGUGGACCAAUAUUCUUCAUUUGUUUUUCAUUUUGUGUAUUUGAUCAUUUUCAACGCUUAAUUGGAUUGGAUUGUUCACGGGGUAUAUACCACCGAACAAGAGCAUGACAUCGACAAGAAGAUAAAAAAAGAGAUUGAAAAGUGCAACACUUAUCGAAUGAAUAUUUAUAUCACAAGAGUGACGGUAAAAUUACAAAACAAAUAAAAUUUAUAAAAAAAGAGCAUAUUGUUUAUUGCCGUAAAUCGCUGCAUUUCACUUUGCAUUGACAACAACGGAUUUAAAGAUAAGUUAUUACAUACUGUAUAGAGACAAUAAAGUCACGCAUACAGUUUCACUGAGAGAAACUUUUAAACUUUUUUUUUGUGCGAAAACAGAACAGCACAGAGAAAGAGAAGUGGUGUUUAUUUACUGAACUUUUUACUUUGAAGUGCGAACAACCAAACAUGAGGCCUUAUAUAAUAUGACGCACAAUCAUCAAUACGUUUAAGCCAACCAUAAUAAAGCAGACGAAACAAGAACAAAACUAAGAGACCCACAACAAAAGAAAAUCUUUAUCAAUCGGAACAAUUGUUUUACGGGAAAAGAAAGAAUAUACAAUUUGGACGAAGCGAUAAAUAAGAGAGAAAAUAGACUUGCAACACGUACAAUUUCGAUGAACAACAAAAACGAGAAGAAACAACGAUAAUAAAACAGUGCAUGUGUUUUAACAAAAACUAAAAAAUAAAACCAAGUAAAUUUGACCAAAGCCGACACCCAAUUCACGUUAAAACUGUAAAAACGGCAAACCGUUUAAUACUAUUGUUAUUUUGUGUUUGCAUUUAUCGCAUUAUCGUCAUUCGUCGAUUUCGCGAAAACUAAGAAACAACAAGAGAUUUCGCACAAAACACGAACUUCUCACUUAAAAAAAAGAAAAACAUAUAAUUUUUUCUGUGUACACGCGUUAAAUUCAACUGUGGAUUAUAAAUGUAUACCUCAAGGAUGUUUGAUAUGUGGAGCAAUGUUACUUCCAAAUUCGAAGGACAUACAUCGCUACAGACAAAUGUACAAACAAACGGCGGACAAACACAAUCAAGUGGUUCAAUCAAAGCUCAAAUAGAAAUAAUCCCAUGCAAAGUGUGCGGCGAUAAAUCAUCGGGCGUACAUUAUGGAGUGAUAACGUGCGAAGGAUGUAAAGGAUUUUUUCGACGAUCACAGAGCUCGGUGGUGAACUAUCAAUGUCCGCGAAACAAACAAUGUGUGGUGGAUCGAGUAAAUCGAAACCGAUGUCAAUACUGUCGACUGCAAAAGUGCCUCAAAUUAGGAAUGAGUCGUGACGCUGUAAAAUUUGGACGAAUGUCAAAGAAGCAAAGGGAAAAAGUCGAAGACGAAGUGCGGUUUCAUCGAGCACAAAUGCGUGCACAAAAUGAUGCGGAACGACCAGAUAGUUCAGUUUAUGAUACACAGACUCCAUCAAGCAGUGAUCAACUACAUCAUAACUAUAAUGGCUAUUAUUCGAAUGAAGUUGAUAACUAUGGCAGUCCAUACGGUUAUUCGCAGUCGGUAGCCACACCACAAACAAUUGGAUAUGAUAUUUCAGCUGAUUUUGUUGACAGUACAACCGCCUACGAACCAAGAAAUAACACAAUCAUCGAUGCUGAUUUCAUAGGAAUGCACACAGGUAGUACAAUGAGACGUGGAACACCAUCCGAUUGUCAUACCGAUUCGAAUACAAGCACAACCGGUGGUAAUAAUCAAAUUCAAGCUCAACAACAAACACAGCAACCAUCACAGCCACCGGCCCAACAAACACAAUCGCAACAACAGCCAACGCAACAGCAACAACAGCAGCAGCAGCAACAACCACAGCCAGCUAACACACAAAUCACCACGCAUCCGUCUUAUGGUGAAGAUGAUAGCUCCUGUGAUUCACACUUUUUAGCUGAAGGUAAUAUCAACGAUGUUUUAAUCAAAACUCUGGCCGAAGCACACGCAAGAACGAAUCCAAAAUUGGAAUACGUACAUGAAAUGUUCAGAAAGCCACAGGAUCUAUCUCAAAUUUUUCAUUACAAGAAUCUGGGCCAAGAACCAUUAUGGCUAGACUGUGCUGAAAAACUAACGACAAUGAUACAAAAUAUCAUUGAAUUUGCUAAACUAAUACCCGGAUUUAUGCGAUUGAGUCAAGAUGAUCAGAUUUUGCUGCUGAAAACCGGCUCAUUUGAAUUGGCAAUUGUUCGAAUGUCUCGAUUAAUGGAUCUCUCGCAAAAUGUCGUUUUAUACGGUGAUGUAUUAUUGCCGCAAGAAGCAUUCUAUACAUCAGACUGUUCGGAAAUGAAAUUAGUUGCAUACAUUUUUGAGACUGCUAAAAGUAUUGCUGAGCUUAAACUAACUGAAACUGAAUUGGCAUUGUAUCAAAGUUUGGUGCUAUUAUGGCCAGAACGGAAUAGUGUUCGUGGCAAUACGGAAAUUCAAAGACUUUUCAAUAUGAGUAUGUCGGCAAUAAAACAAGAAAUCGAAGCAAAUCAUGCACCAAUCAAAGGGGAUGUCACUGUGCUUGAUGCACUCCUCAAUAAAAUUCCAACGUUCCGUGAGCUGUCGUUGAUGCAUAUGGAAGCCUUAAACAAAUUCAAAAUGGAGCAUCCGCAUUGUGUGUUUCCGGCUCUGUACAAGGAACUGUUUUCGAUUGAUUCACAACAGGAUCUGACAUAACAAGACGAUAAUGAAACGCAAUCGCAUUCGCCGCCUCAGCACGAGUAAUGAGAGAGAGAGAGAGACAGAGAAAAAUAUAUGCAACAAUCGUCUCUCUCUGUCUUCAGUUUAACAACAGCAACAAAAAAUAACACACAAUAAGAUACACACAUACACGACUCACACAUUUUCAGUCUAUCGUCAAAUCGGUUUUGAUAUCCUCAUCGAAACAACAUUCUAUUUGAACAAAAAAAAAUGCGAAAAAUCACAAAAAAAAAAUCGUAAAAAAAAGAUUUAUCAUUUAACAUCCCCUUGUAAAAUGUAUCGCUAAAAUAAAAAAAGAACAUCAACAGCAGCAGCAAUAUGAGCAUAAUUCAAUCUGUACUGCGUCUUGACCAAUAUUUAACGAAUACAAAUAGCAUUGCGGCGCUUCAAUAAAAUCGAUUUUCUUUGAAAAUGUAUAUAAAAAAGAUGAAGAUAUCCAACUGGCAUGAUCGCCAUUGAAUCAUUUUCAUUAAAUCAAUAAUUGCACACGGUUACUUUUCUGGUUUUUGAAGAUCGUUCUUGAUUUGAAGAUCGAAAUAGCAUGACUGUGAAUGAUUCUGUUAAUUUAUAUUUUAUGCAUAGACAGAAGAAAAUCAAAAAAAAAAACAAAUUUGUUUGUUAUGACUUUUUAAAUUAUUAUGGAGUGUUAUACAUAUAUAUAAUUUUCUUUUUCCUUAUUAAAUUGUACCAUUUUAAUGUCGUUAUUUUAAUUUUCUGUUUAAAUUCCAAUGCAAACGAUAGUCAAAUGUGAUGAUCUUUGUUUGUUGGAUGAAAUGCCGAAGAACAUGCAUAAAUCUCACUGUCUUUCUCUAUGUAUAUAAAUUAGAUUUCAAGAUCUGGUUUCUCAUUUUGCACAAUUCUUCAUUGCCUUGCUGUGAGCUUCAGUGUGGUGUUUUAGUUUUGAGUGCGCUGAGAUUUUUUUUUAUAAAUGAACAAAAUAAAAACGAAAAACAAGAAUUAUGUUUUAGUGAUCAUACAUGCAUUUUGCCCACAUACCUAUUUACUGAAAUCAAUUGUGCAAUAUAUUUUGAAAUCAAUCCAUGAAUUAUAUAUCAUAUAUGUGGAUAUGAGGUGUUUUCAAUCCUCAUGCGUGUCAAUCACGUUAGCAUUAUCUAUCAAUUUUAUUUGUUUGUUACGUUAUUUAAAACGAAGAAAAUGUGGGAUGAUCAAAUCAUCCAUUUCGAAAUAAUUCGCAUAAAAUGCGAUAGUAGAAAAGUAAAUAAUGAAGAAAAGAAGCCCAAUGUGCAAGAAAACAAUUUUGAUUAAUGAAAAUGUUCGCAGUCGGGUCAUUUUACACGGGAAUUCGUUUUAGAAAAAUGAUGAAUUUCAAUAUGUGAUCCGUAAACACUCUGACUGAAAAUGGCGAUUCAUUCACCAUCACCAGAUAUGCGAUACCAAAAUAUUUAAAUCGAUUUGUUGCAACAUAAAUCCAAGCUUCGUUUGAAUAAAAAAAUAUAUAUGAUUGAACAGUGUUAAUAACUAAAAAAAAAUAUAAAAUGCUAUUUGUUAUCAUAGUGUAAAUGAAAGAAGCAACACAGAAAUUCAGCCGAUGAAAUAAAAAUUAAACAGAAAAAAAAACAUUUAACAUUAACUUAUAUAAAGAUAAGUGAAGCGGAGAAUGUAAUGAAAAUAAUUUUGAGAUGUGAACUAUGUGACGAGGCAGAAACAUGAAGAAAAAAAAAAUGAUAGAAAGGAGUAAAGAAAAAAGAAGUAAUUUAAUAUAUUAUUAAUACUGAUAAUUAUACACUAAAUAUGAAUUAUAUACACACACAAACACACACACAUACAAGAAAGAGAAGAAAAAUACACAUAAAAUUAUUUACUGUUAUGUUUAAAAUUUAUAUGAAUUUAUAAAAAAAUGAUGAGAAGAAAAAAAACAUACAAGAGAAUAACACUUAGUGACAAAAGAGAUGGACAGGAAAAGAAUAGCGAAAACAUAGAAUCCCAUAGACGAAUAUAAUACAGGAAGCGCGCUUACAACACACACAUACACACAUACACAAACUCUCAUUUAUUUGAAGAAAAAAAAAACUUUUCUUUUUUUUAAAUAUAGUUUUCACGAAAACACCCAGUAUCGAACGUCUAAAUUUUUCUGUUUUGCCACCGUGUUACACAAACACACACUCUCUCUUCUCUCGUCUCAUUAACAUCUAUUUCCUUGAAAUAUUUUUUUUCGAAAUCAAUGUUUUUCUUUAAAAGAGGAGAAUGGGAUAAUUGCAAUAACUGCGACUAUUUUCUUUUUUAAGUGACCAGAUACACUUUUUUUUAAUUUUCAUUGAAACCCACUAUAAUCGUUCCAUAAAAAAAUGUUAUUUUUGCAAUUCUGGACGAUAACUCGCAUAUGGGCGGAAAACGCCACGCCAAAAUAAGCAUUAAAUUAAUUUUGUAUUUAAUUGAAGUAUCAAGAAAAUCAUCGUUUCAUACAUUUUUUACUAUACAUCCCAAACCAUGGUUUAAAACCAUCCUCGAUCAACAUUUCUCCAUUGCGUUCAUAAUUCGUUCAAUGAAAAAUCGAUUUCAGAUCAAAAUACAUCAAUCACUUUUCAACUGAAAUAUCAUUGCGAAUAUCGGCACCUUUUAUGAAUAUGAUAAAGUUUUCGAUAACUAACAAAUAUUUUCGUGAUUGUUUGCGUAAAACUUUCUAUAUGUUUCGAUUCGUUCAUUUUUUUUAUGUAGACAUAUAUAAAACUAAUUUAAAAAAAAAAUUAUUAUCAUAAGACGAUUAUCUCGUCUGAUGGGAUAUAUGCGAUGAGCAAAACAGAAGAGAGUAAGUUUAACGUAAAAAAAAUAACGACAGAAAUAUGAAAUAAAUAAUAGACAAAUAUCUCUUACACCAUUACGUGUAUUCCGAGAGUUGAUUGGAAACGAUUCGAGAAAAAAAGAAACAAAUAAACCAAAUUCUCUACAUUUGGAAUAUUGAAUAUGAGUCUGUACAUUUUGUGUAUUAUACCAAAAAAGAGGAGAAAUUGUACAUUUUUUCACAAAUAUAAUUUAUCAAAUGUUUAGAUGAUCAUUCAAAUGCUAUAAGGUAGAAAAAGUUGUGAAGUUUUUUUUUCAUCUCGAAUGUACAAAGAUGAGACUAUAUCAACUUCGGCAUAACACACACACACAUACACUGAAAACAAUAAUUUCAAUAAAAAGUAAAGAAGGACAACAGACAACGUAAUAUUACGAUUAUUAUUUUUCAAAAUAUAGGCGUUAAAAGUAGUUUUUUUUUUUUUUUUUUCUCUCGAUAAGGCGCAAUAAACAGACGUGUUAAAUUAUAUCGCUCUCAUCUCACAUAUUGACAAUACAACCAAAUCGCCGAACGUGUUUAAUAGAAUUGAAACAUUGAAGAAUUCAUCAAUUGCCAAUUUAAAAUAAUACAAAAAAAAAUUCGGUCAAUAGUCUGUUAAGCAUGAUCGUGUUUUAUGGUUGUGUGCACCCGUCAAUUGCGAGAUGACGUUAAUUUCAAUCAAACAUAACAAUGAAUUAACAACAAAACAUAUUAUUAUUAUUAUCAUUAUUAUUAUUAUGGUUAUUAUUAUUAUUCUAAUUAUGAUUACUGCUACGAAUAAUGAAUAUGUGAACACAUGCAAAACAAAUUGCAAAUGAAAAGUGCAACGCAGAAAAACGAAAGGACAAAAAAAAACAGAAUUGACGAGAGGAAAUAGAGAAAGAGAGAGAGAGAGAGAGAGAGAGAGAGAGAAUGGCAGUUAUUGGAUGUUCGAUUUGCGUUGGAUUGUUCAAAAUUUGUAUCACAGUUUCAUACACAUACAGAUUUAAAUAAAUAGAGAAAAAAAUGUGCUGAACACUUCCGAGCUAAAUAGAGAAAGUGUGACGUAUUUUUUCUUUCCACAAGCAACUCGAAAAUCAAAUACAACCGACAAAAGACUAAAAACAUUUUUUUUACUUGAUUGUUAGUCAAUCCAAUAGAGAGUAGAAGUAAUUGAUUGAUUUUUUUUCAGCAGCUAAUUCAAUAUACAUUAAAAUACACACAUGUCAUUAAGAAUCAUUUUUGUCGUCUCAUGUCAUAUGUCAUUAUUUCUUUCCCUAUCGUAUUUCUUUCUGCAUUGCCACUUAUUCUCUCACUUUUUUUAAAUGUGCAAAUCAUUUCUCUUAUUUAGUUCCCUUUUUUUGUAUAAAUAUAGUUGAAUAAUAUAAAUAAAUGAACAGAAUGAAAAGAUACACAAGUAAAUCAUAAAUAUUUAAUAACAAAACAUAUGGAACUGUUAUUCACUUUGUAAAUUCUCUAAAAGUUUAAAACAAAUCAAUCAACUGUUUUUAGUUUAAUUGAAUUUAAAUGAAAAAUACAUGAAAACAAACAUAAAUAGCAAAUUUUUUUGCAUAUUCUAUUGUAAAGUUGUUAAAAACUGCUAUAAAAACACAAGACGAAGAGAAAAAUGGAAUGAUAAUAAACAUUGGUUUGCAUGGAUUUCACCACACAUUUAGACACACACACACAAAGAAAUAUAUUAUUAUUAUUACAAGAGAAAAUGGAUCGAUAUAGAAAUAUCAAAUAUCAAACGAAAAUUCACGUAUACAAUUUAAUGAAAAGGAGAAUGACAAGAUGGAACAUGCAGCGCCCAAGAAAGAACGAAACAUAUAAACCGAUCAGAUGAAAGUGUGAAUGGAAUACACAAUGGCCCCACAUAUUAUACACAUUUAUUUCUUUAGUUAAAUUAAUAAUGGAAUAACAUUUAACAAGAUGAAUAUUCGUUUAAGGUAUAUAAUUAAAGGAGUAUAUAAGGAAUAAAUCGUAAUCAAAUUCACACCUCUCACCACAGACACAACACAGAUUACACACAUCAACAGUGGCGCGCUUGCAAGAGAGAGAAAAGUAAUGUAAGUCGAUCGACAGAAAUCUUUAUGAUAGCUCAACCGAGAGAAAUUCAUGUGUGUUUUUUUUUAAAUACAAAAUGACAAACAUAAAAGUGCAUCCAUUCAAUUAUGUUCGAAAUAUUUCAAUAAGCCAAUGCAAGAAAAACAAUGUACUCGUUCACAUUGCAUAACAAGUGUUCAUUUUAUUAUUGUUAUUGCUUUUAAAUAGCUUUUGUGGAACACUCCCAUUCGAAAAUAUCGGGUUCCACCACGAUAAAAUUUUAUAAAGAAAUUUUUAAAAAAUCAAUUUUGUUGAAUGAGCCACGAAAUCUAUAACAACGAUGCGCAUACGUUGCGCCAGUGAAUCAUAAGAGUUUCGGUAACGAAAUACCAUAACAUCACAUAUCCUAUGCAGACACGCAUAGCAAUAGAUGCCACGUAUAGUUGUCCUGCAACAUCUAUGCUGCAUUGUUAUUUCAAUACCUAUUGAGCAGAGUGUUGAUCGCAUAAGUUUGAUGUUAUUUCAUUUUCGAAAAAAAUAAAUCGUAUUCUCUCUAAAUCAUCGCCAAAACGAGUUGUCGUUUUUUUUUUUCGGUCCAAUGUUUUUUUAUUUUCUUUAUUUCCAUAGAUGAAUAUAAUUCUAUGUAAAAUGUGAGUGCGAACAAAGUAAGGUGUAACGUAUAUAGGACACAUAAACUGCGAUAGAGAUGACAUGAAAUUCAUGUUUUUGUUUGAAUAAAAAGAAAAUAUAUAUAUAUAUAUAAUUUCACGAGAGUGAGAAAGUUAGUUGUGUGCAUAAAACGUAAAAUGUUUGUUCGUUUUGAUGCACAGACCAGCAAAAUAAAUUUCAAACACACUGCCUUUCGUAUAAAAGAAAAAUUCGUUUGUUUUUGUUUAUUAUUUUCAUUUCUUUCUCUUUCGAUAGGAUUUAUAUAAAUAUAAAUAUAUACUUGAUUUUGUGUAGCUUUAUUUGCGUACUGGUAUCUUUAGAAAAAUGUUAGGCAUAAAAUGUUGAUUCCUCCGUGGAAUUUCUUUUUGUUUUGUUUUCUUUUUGUUUCGAAUUUCUAAGAUGUGGAAAUGAAAUAUUUGAUAGAUUUAAUGAACGGCCAUUCGUUGACAGCUGCACAUCGUUUGAUCUGAGUGAUCAACGGAAAAAAUGCAUGCGAAUCGAAUAAGUUCAGACAAGUUUAUUUUUCUUUGAAUUUGUCAAAUUGAAUAAUUUUUUCUUUCGUCAAGAAUUUAAAUUGAAAAUGAAGAAGAAGAAGAAGACGUGACAGAGAUAAUGAAAAGAAAAUCACAUAAACAUACACUGGAAAAUAAAACACUGUAAUAUAUUAGAGAGAAAAACAACAAAAAAAUACUUUAUAUCUGUAUAUGUAGAUUUAUUAUUAUGGCUUUAGGAUAAAUUAAUAAGAGAAAUUUAAUGAAAAAAAUAAAAUAAAAUUUUGUGAACAUAUUCACAUACACACAAAACAAACACAUACACACAUUUUGAAAGUGGGCAAACAACAACAAAAAAACAAAAAUGAUGAAAAAAAAAUAAGUAAAUCGUAUUUAGACUAAUUUUAUUUAAUGAAACAAAGCGGUGAAUAGAGAAAAUUAUUAUGCAUGAAUUAAAAUAAAGCGAUAAGAAAAUUUAAAUAAAACAACACAUACACACACGUUAUUUAGUAAUAAUUCUAUUUGCAUCUAAACAUUUAAAAGCAAGAAACACCUAUUUACGAAUGAAAAGGGUUGAAUACACACACAUACACACACACACAUUUCAUCAAUACAAAGAGAGAAAGAUAUAUAGUUAAUGAAUAAAAAUAAAAUAAAAACAAGACAAGAUUUUUCAUCUCCGCUUCUGACACAAAACAAAUGAAAAAAUUUAAUGAGAUGAAACUUUAUAUAUUCAAUGAUAGCGAAACGAGCGAUAAGCAUACGGAAAUAAAGAGAAAAAUGUUGCGAAAAAAAAUUUCAAUAUGAAGAAAAGAAUUAUAAUUAAUUAAUUAUUAGUAAUGACUAUUAUUAGAGAUAUUUAAUCUUAUUGUGUACCUACACGAGAAAUAAACUGCAUACAAAUACACAUUCAUACGUAACAUAACAGACAUAAUAGUUUUCAAAGAAUAGUACAUCUCUCCCUUUUCCUACUCAAUCCCUGACAAAGAAAAUUUGAUCGAAAAAAAAAACACACACACACACAAACAUGUUUUGUUCAAACUCAAAAACACAUACCUACCACAUCCGACAGAUCCCAACCUUUCAACAACAACAAAUCUAUACAUAUUUGCAUAUGGAAAAAUAGAAUUACGAUUGUAUUAAAAACAAAUCAAUUUAUAUAUUAUAAUUUCAUUUCUAUUAUUAAAAGUACACAUUUUUUGUUUGUUUGUUUUCGUUUUUUCUUCUUUUUUUAAAACAAUAUUUAUUCAUUCAAAUUUUUGGUUGCAAGGCAUAUCUCCAAAUCUUCACUGACACAAAAACAAAAAUCCUACAGCGCUGAAUACGGCUUGGACUAAGCUUUGAAACCGUUUUAAUGACCUCCAUUCAUACUUUUGAUGCAUUUUCAAUGUUAAAGUCAAAUCCCAUUAGUUCUUAUAACACUUACUUCAUCAUUUCAGGGUAUUUUAUUCAGAUGAAUAAUGUUUUACAGCCUGUAAAAAUGCAUAAUACAUAACGAUACAAAAAAAAACAAUCAUGCAUUUACUCCAAUCAAUCCGACUGAAGUGUAGCGCCCAAUUUUUUUAAAAUACUCAAUCGACUCCAAAUGCCAUUUAUUAUUUUUUUAUUAUUUUCAUUUUUAAAUCGAUUAUUUUAUCAUCCAUUCAUUCAUGGUGAGUUUUUUUAAACCUACAGCAUUUUUCCUUAACCACGUUGAAAACACCACCCGUUUUCACAUACACAUAAACCCAAAAAUAAUACCGAACGAGACAGAACAUAUACCGAUAAAAUAGAAAACCGAGAACAAAAAAGAAACGCAGUAAAACACACUGAGUAAGUUGCAUUGUAGUUUGUAUGCUCGCAUAUAAUCUGUGUAAGCGAAAUUAAGCUAUUUAAAUGGAGAGAAUGAAAAACAAACGUAGUGAAAAUGACAAAGAGAUAAAAAAAAACACUUAAAUAAUGUUUAAAAAUAAAAAAAUGCCUUAACAAAGUAACUUUAUUUAAAGAGAAGAAAAAAAUGCAACAAAAUAAAACACAAUUUAGCAAAUUUGUAGAGGAUAAACACAUAGUGGAAAUGAUUUAAGUGUAUGUGCGAUUUUAAAUUUAAUAAAUUUAUUAUUCAUUUUCAUCACUUUUGACAGUCAUGUGUCUACCGAUGCAUCCGAACGAUUUUUAAAAUAAAUUAUUAGAAUAAAAAUGCAAACAAAACUAAUGAACGCAUCCAACAGAAAAGAUCAAGAAUUUUUUUUUAUUGUGGGUGUGAUCAUUUUUUUUCUAUUUGUUUUUUUUUUUCGUGAAAAAAAAUAACUUUUUACUACAUCGACUGAAUAUUUGCUUACAAAAUAUGAAUAAAAAUUGUAACAAAACAAACCGAACAAACAAACAAACCAAAUUUAAGGAGAACAUGAACGAAAAUGACUGCUGUAUUGUCUUUUUUACGCUUUGACAAAUGAGAGAUAAAGAGAGCUGAUGCAUUUUUUGCAUCACUUGAAUCACAUGUACUUUAUGAUUUUUAUUUUUAUUCGAUUUUUUUUAAGCAAACAAUGUAAUUGAAUGUGGACAAACAAAAAAAAAUUAUAUGAAAGAAAAUGUUUGUUAAAUAUAUGAAAGACAGAAAUUCUAUUUGUCAGUAUGUCCAUAUUGAACGAAA
Contarinia nasturtii (swede midge) is the source of this 15170-nucleotide messenger RNA. RefSeq names its product probable nuclear hormone receptor HR3 (gene Hr3). Lineage: Eukaryota; Metazoa; Arthropoda; Insecta; Diptera; Cecidomyiidae. Gene Ontology annotation, molecular function: RNA polymerase II cis-regulatory region sequence-specific DNA binding; zinc ion binding; nuclear receptor activity. The transcript has 11 exons. The record is from RefSeq and is a predicted model, not a curated record. Gene Ontology annotation, cellular component: nucleus. Gene Ontology annotation, biological process: regulation of transcription by RNA polymerase II. The coding region runs from base 4835 to 6556 and encodes 573 amino acids.